AUGUCAGAGUCCAACACAACCCACUUCACCAACCCCUCCACCUUCAUCCUGCAGGGCUUUCCUGGCCUAGAGGUGGCCCAUGUCUGGAUCUCCAUUCCCUUGUGCGCCAUGUAUACCACAGCCAUGUUGGGGAACUUCACCAUCCUGUGCAUAGUGAAGAUGGAAUUGAGCCUCCAUGAGCCCAUGUACUAUUUCCUCUGCAUGCUGGCCGCCACCGACCUGGUCCUGUCGACAUCCACCACGCCCAAAAUGCUGAGCAUCUUCUGGUUCAAUUCCAGGGAGAUCGAUUUCAAUGCCUGCCUCACCCAGAUGUUCUUCAUUCGCUGCUUUUCAAGGAUUGAGUCUGGGAUUUUGGUGGCCAUGGCGUUGGAUCGCUACGUGGCCAUCUGCCAUCCCCUGAGACAUUCCACCAUCCUGACAAACUCUGUGGUGGCCAAACUUGCUCUGGCUGUGGUGUUGCGCGGUGCUAUCCUCUCACUGCCCUACCCCUUGCUGGCGAGGCAGUGGCCGUAUUGCAGGACCAACCUCAUCCCCCAGCCAUUCUGCACGCACAUGGCCGUGGUGAGCCUCGCUUGCGCCGACACCAGCGUCAGUAGCUCCUACGGCCUUUUUGUGCUACUCUGUGUGACUGGUCUGGAUGUGAUUUUUAUUGCUCUGUCCUAUAUGCAGAUCCUCAGGGCCAUCUUCAGACUCCCCACGAAGGACGCCCGGCUCAAGACUUUUGGGACUUGCGUCUCCCACCUCUGCGCCAUCUUAGUCUUUUACAUCCCAGGUCUCUUCUCCUCCCUCACGUACCGCUUUGGACAGAACGUGCCUCUGCAUUUCCACAUUCUCAUUGGCAACCUGCAACUCCUGGUGCCCCCCAUGCUCAACCCCAUC
Molecule: messenger RNA, 879 nt
Organism: Pelodiscus sinensis (Chinese soft-shelled turtle)
Lineage: Eukaryota; Metazoa; Chordata; Testudines; Trionychidae
Product: olfactory receptor 52R1-like
Biological process (GO): G protein-coupled receptor signaling pathway
Cellular component (GO): plasma membrane
Molecular function (GO): olfactory receptor activity; G protein-coupled receptor activity
Source: RefSeq, a predicted model, not a curated record